Messenger RNA from Exophiala mesophila, 5179 nucleotides. RefSeq lists its product as uncharacterized. The transcript has 4 exons. Bases 686 to 4768 code for a protein of 1360 amino acids. The record is from RefSeq and is a predicted model, not a curated record. Gene Ontology annotation, molecular function: RNA binding; 3'-5'-RNA exonuclease activity. Gene Ontology annotation, biological process: mRNA catabolic process. NCBI's taxonomy places the organism in Eukaryota, Fungi, Ascomycota, Eurotiomycetes, Chaetothyriales, Herpotrichiellaceae. Gene Ontology annotation, cellular component: exosome (RNase complex); P-body.
CACAAAAUCCCCCGUCCGUUCACUCCAGUUACGCACUUUUUGUACAUUGCAUUUUGGUUCAUCCAUCAACUCAUCAUCCCAUCAAUUCCCCCCUCCUCCUUCUGACCCUUUCGCUCUUCGCAUCCUCAAUCCUUUACUAGCUUCAAUCCAGAGCAUCUCACACCUAGAGUCACUCCCUUGACUGUGGUGCUGCUUGUCAAAGUCUUGUUGCAGUUCACCUCUCGCUCCCCAUCCUGUUGGUUCCAAUUCCUGUCUUUCCCUCACAUAUCCCUUGAGCAUCAACUCUUGUUGCCUGACAACCUCCGGACCACCUGUUCACCGUCUGCUCCUGCUCCUUUCACCAGCUCCACGCCGGAAGCCUCUCUCUCCUCCGCUCAUUCAUCACCUCGUGACUUCAGUUGCGCCUAAAACGUCGGGCCUUCUGCGAGGACGAUCCUCUUUCGUCCACCUCCAUCACAAUCACCCUCUCUAAAUCUCUUCCUCGUCACACUUUUCUGCAAGCAUUGCUUCAUUCUAUUCCUCCUCAAAUCCACUAUCCUUGUCUUGAGCGUUUCGGACCUUCCUUCGAUAGCCUUUGAACCUUGACCAAAGAGUCACCCCCUCCUUUCCUCCGCUCCUGGAAACCCAGCCAAGUCAAAAGUAAUCUGUCCAUUGUCAAAACUCUACGCACUUGACUGCCGUCGACAUGGCUCAACAAGGAUCUGCUGGCAUCCCGGGCCGGGCUGGCGGCAGAUUUCACAUUGCCCAUAGACGCAGCCCUUCGGAGCUCACUCCCUUGAUGAUGGAACAACUCGCUCUGCAGCAACAAAUCGAACUUCUUCAACAGCAACAACAACACAUUGCUGCCACUCAUCAGCAAUAUGUCAACAUGGGUAUGAUUCAACAGCCACUCCAGGGCAUGCCUGGCUACUCGCCCAUACAGGGCCAACCCACCCUUGCCGGCAUGCCGCCCAACAAUGCAAACUACCAGUUUCCUCAGGUUCAACAGCAGCUGGGACAGCAAGGCAACCCCCCUACCCAGCCUGCCGCACACAGAAGAAACCAAUCUGCACUUCCUGGCGGCUCAAUGGGACCGCCUCCUGCUCCAUCAGCUGGUUCUGCCGGAGCAGGUUUCGGUGACUUCAACCAACAAUCCUUGAAUCAGAAUCGGGAAAACACAAGCUCCCGCGGAAGGGGCGGUGGUGCUCAAGGUGGCCAUGCCCGAAGACACUCUCUCGCCCUUCCAGAAGCCAAAAAGGCUGCUGAACUUGCCGAGAAGAAACGAACCACCACUGGCUUCCAAUUUCCAAUUCCCGGUGCUGGAGGAAUUGCUGAAAGCCCCGUCGCCGCCACCCCUGGCGAUGACAAGGCCUCCCCUUCCGUCACCUCUCAGAACCAAGGCCUCGGUCUGCAGCGUGCUGGUAACGCCAGGGGUGUUGGUCACAGCCGCAGUCAAAGUCUGGCGGCUGGUGGCACCAGAGGCGGCGGAGGUGCUGGUCGCGGCUCUUUCCAGUUCCCUCCACCAAAUGCUACCAAUGAUGCUGGCCAGUCUGACCUUCAGCGGCGUGGCAGCCAGAGCGGCCAUGGCAGACAAAACUCCCGGAAUUUCGAAGGUAACUGGCGCCAGCAGAACAACCAACAGCUCAAUGACCAGCCUCAGCAGAUGGGUCAAUUCAGCCAACCUCAAGCUGGUUUUCAGCCGGGCCACAGAGCUGGUCGUGGUUCCAUUAACCAAUCUGUCAGCUCCAUGAGCGGCUUCCAAUACUCUGGUCAACCACAAUUGAUGCAAUUGCCUCAAGGCCAAUUCCUUUCCCCACAAAUGUUUCCCGGCCAGCAACUCAAUGCGCUCCAGAUGGCUCAGUUACAAGCCAUGCAAGGUGGUCAAAUGGUCGGUCUUCAGGGCAGCCAACAUGCUCCUCCCAUGGGUCUGCAGCAGCAGCAACAGCAGCAGCGAAAGACGCUCUUUACUCCCUACUUGCCGCAGGCCAGCUUGCCUGCAUUAUUGAAUGACGGCCAACUCGUGGCAGGUAUUCUACGUGUCAACAAGAAAAACCGCUCCGACGCCUAUGUCACCACCAGUGACCUCGAUGCUGACAUCUUCAUCUGUGGAAGCAAGGAUCGCAACCGUGCCCUAGAGGGUGACCUGGUCGCCAUCGAACUUCUCGACGUUGACGAGGUUUGGGGCCAGAAGCGUGAGAAAGAGGAAAAGAAGAAGCGCAAGGAUAUAACGGAUACUCGUUCCUCUGGUAAUAAUCAAGGCAAGAGUGACACUGGCAGCACUGAUUCGCAAUCCAUUGCCCCAGAUGGAAGCAUCCGCCGACGGGGCAGUCUGCGGCAACGUCCAACUCAAAAGAAGAAUGACGACGUGGAAGUGGAGGGCCAGAGCCUGCUCUUGAUGGAAGAGGAGGAGAUCAGCGACGAGCAAAAGCCGCUGUACGCAGGUCAUGUCGUUGCUGUCAUCGAGCGAGUAGCCGGACAAAUGUUUUCCGGUACUCUGGGCCUUCUGCGACCCAGCAGUCAAGCGACCAAAGACAAGCAGGAUGCCGAGAGAAGUGCCCGCGAUGGCAGUGGACAUGGGAGAUCAGAGUCACGUCAGCAAGACAAACCAAAGAUUGUCUGGUUCAAGCCGACAGACAAGCGUGUUCCUCUCAUUGCCAUUCCCACUGAGCAAGCACCGCGAGACUUUGUCGACAAGCACCAAGACUAUGCCAACAGAAUCUUCGUGGCAUGCAUCAAGAGAUGGCCUAUUACGUCUCUCCAUCCCUUCGGCACUCUCGUCGAGCAACUGGGUGAGAUGGGCGAUCUUCGCGUCGAGACUGAUGCUCUCCUCCGUGACAACAACUUUGGUUCCGACGAGUUUUCGGACGCCGUCAUGAAAAGUGUGGGCUGGGACGACUGGGCUCUCGAAAGCGAGUCCCAGGAGGCCCUGGCCCUGCGUCGUGACCUCCGAGGUGAACGAACUUUCACCAUUGACCCCAAUGGUACCAACGAGCUUGAUGAUGCUUUGCACGUCAAGGACCUCGGCAACGGCCUCGUCGAGCUUGGAGUUCACGUCACUGAUAUUGCUCAUUUCGUGAAAGCAAACUCCUUGGUCGAUCGCGAGGCCAAGAAGCGAGGCACCGGAGUUUAUCUCAUGACCCGCGCUGUGAACAUGCUUCCUGCCCGCCUGUCAUCCGGCAUCUGCUCUCUCGUCCCAGGUGAAGGGCGCUUGACCGUCAGUGUCAUCCUCAAGGUCGAUACCAAGACCGGCAAGAUCGAGGGAGAGCCUUGGAUCGGCCAGACCAUCAUCCAGAGUACAGGCAAGCUGGCUUAUGAUGAAGUCGACUCAGUCAUUAAAGGAGGCUCAAACGUCGAACUGCACGGAGCUACCAUCCAAGACAUCAAGACUUUGAACACCGUUGCCAAUAAGUUCCGAGAGGCUCGGUUUGGACACCGUUCGGCCAACAUUGCGCCCCUCCGCUUGAUGUACCAGCUUGAUGACGAAAAUGUUCCCGUGGAGCAUAACAUCUUUAAUACAUCUGCUGCUCACGAGAUUAUCGAGGAAAUCAGCCACAAAGCCAACUAUCUUGUGGCUCAAAAGAUCUUUGCGGCUCUCCCUGAAAAGGCCUUCCUCCGCCGCCAGGCACCACCUAAUCCUCGACGUCUGUUGACAUUUGCAGACCGCAUGACGAGGGCCGGUUAUGAUGUCGAUACUACCAGCAGUGGCAGCCUCCAGAACAGCGUGUUCAGUGUCCAAGAUCCCGAACUGAGAAAGGGCAUGGAGACCUUACUGAUCAAGACACUGCAACGUGCCAAGUAUUACAUUGGUGAUCAAAUUUCAGAGGAACAACGCCAACAUUACGCUCUGAACUUGCCGAUCUAUACGCACUUUACCAACCCUACCCGUCGAUACGCCGACAUUGUUGUUCAUCGUCAGCUUGAAGCUGCCCUUUCCAACGGCGCAAUCGAGUUCACUGAGGAUCUCGAGAACUUGGCCAAGACUGCUGAGCAAUGCAACAAUAAGAAGGACUCGGCCCAUGCCGCCCAGGAGCAGAGCGUGCACAUUGAGUCAUGCCGACUUAUGGACAAGAAAGCCAAGGAAAUGGGCGGCGAUCUGAUUAGUGAAGGCAUUGUCAUUUGUGUGUAUGAAUCUGCAUUCGAUGUGCUCAUUCCUGAGUACGGGUUUGAGAAGCGGGUUCAUUGUGAUCAGCUUCCACUGAAGAAAGCCGAAUUCCGCAAAGAAGAGAGAGUUCUCGAGUUGUACUGGGAAAAGGGCGUUCCAUCUUCGGCGUUUGUGCCUGAGGAUGAGCGUCCUCGCAACUCGGCGAGCACACGUAAUACUGGUUCCGUGAUCAACACCACUUCAGCCAAGGAUCGGGCGAAAGAGCGAUAUGAAGCUCAACGAAAGAAUGUUGACAGCAACACAAUUUCAACCGACGAUGUCGAUGCACUCUACGAUGACGAGGACAGUGCAUCGGAAAUCACCGAGAUGGCUGCUGGCGUGUCUCUUUCACCGGCCGAUCGGUCCACCCAAAGCAUGCCGCCGUCUCCCACUCGCAAUGGAUUGACAUCGAACGGACCCACCCGGACGCAAUCUGAUUCGAGAAUCGCAAAGUCGGCUGGAGAUGUUCCAGAACACAAGUUGACGGAUAAGGAGAAGUACAUCAGCUACUUCAAGCUCCGAGAAGAAGGGGGAGAAUACAUCCAGGACGUGACUGAAAUGACGCGAGUCCCUGUCAUCUUGAAGACGGACCUUAGCAAGAGUCCUCCUUGUCUGACGAUCCGAUCGAUGAACCCGUAUGCGUUGUGAAGGGUUGAAUCAUGACUGGCACACGUGUCACCCAGCUAGUGAUGGGUAUUCUUGUAUGUCUAUGCUGUCAACAGGGCAACAAGUUGAGCAGCAAGCAGUGGACUCUCAUGUGUGGCUAACAGUAGCGGGCUUUUGGCAUGGAGAAAGAUUGGAGCCAAAUGGUGGGUAGAGAGUAUCCUAAGAUAUGUACGAGUGGCAAAGCAUGGGCAAAGGCAUCACAAGUACUCAGCUGGAGGGAGGGAGCAGAUCAAGUAAGCGAAGACAGGGGCAGGGGGGAGAGAAAAGAAAGAGAUAGCACAGUCGGGGCUAUAAUCCAGUCUCAUUUAGCGCAGUACUGGCUCAAAAGUUCUAUUUCCUUGAUUGAGCAGAGGUGUAUUGCAUGACUCGCUUCGUAUGACAGGGAGAUCGGCC